Messenger RNA from Funneliformis geosporum, 463 nucleotides. NCBI's taxonomy places the organism in Eukaryota, Fungi, Glomeromycota, Glomeromycetes, Glomerales, Glomeraceae. The record is from the annotation of a GenBank genome assembly.
AUCUCCCUUUAAGAAUAAUUCACCAGCUAGAAGUUUUCCAAUAUCCAAAAUUCCUGGUCAUAUUAAUGAAAUGUCAAAUAAUUCAAAUAUUCCGAGAAUCCCCACACCAGCUAAUAGUGCACCUUCAUCAGGUUCACAUGAAGUAUUAAUAAAUGAACGGAUAACCAAAAUUUUCUUUAAAAUUGGAACGAGAGAAGAAACGAAAAUGGGUCUCUAUGAAUUAUAUGAAAUUAAAAAACAACACCCUGAAAUGGAAGACGAGAUAUCAACAAUGUUAUCUAAGCAAGGUCCAUAUUUCCAACGUUAUGUUCACCGUGGACUUGCCAACAUUGCUAUAGACGAAGAGGAGAGAGCUAAUAUAAUUAAAAACCAAUCAAAGAAUCAUGAUAAUACGGAGGAGGGUCUAGACGAAAAACAAAAAUAUAUUUUGAGGAUAAUACGUAUGUUUGAGGAUCGGAGCUGA